This is a messenger RNA of Oreochromis niloticus (Nile tilapia), 1978 nucleotides long. RefSeq names its product basic proline-rich protein-like. The transcript has 3 exons. The record is from RefSeq and is a predicted model, not a curated record. NCBI's taxonomy places the organism in Eukaryota, Metazoa, Chordata, Actinopteri, Cichliformes, Cichlidae. Bases 1 to 1539 code for a protein of 512 amino acids.
AUGGACCCAGCAGACGUUGAACUGCACGAGCGCCAGCAGGUAGCACUCUGCCAGCUAGAGGAGGAGCUCCAGUGGAGGCCAUGGCUCACCCCCGACUAUGGGCGCCUGCACUUGUGCUACCUACACUACAAGGCGGCUGUAGUCCAGCCAUCUCCUGCACCUGUAUCAAUUCCGCGGGUGAGGGGGGCUAGGGCCCAGUUUGUCCCUGCUCCAGUUUCCAGGCCUGCUGAGGCUCCGCUAGUCUCUGCGCCCGUACCUACUCCGCGGGUGGGAGCGGCUACUGCUCAGCAGGCCCCCGCACCUGUUUCUGUCCUCGCGGGAGGCUCUGGGUCCGAGGGGCCCGUCCGGCCUUUUGUUCCCGCUGGAGGGUCCGAGGAACCGUUCCAGCCGUCUGUUCCCGCUGGAGGGUCCGAGGAGCCCGUCCAGCCUCCUGCCUCGUCAGCUGGAGGGCCCGAGGAGCCCGUCCAGCCUCCUGCCUCGUCAGCUGGGGGUCUUGGAGGACCCAGCCAAUGCAUCCUCAUCUCUACUGACGGUUCCGGGGAGACCGUUCAGCCACCACCUACAUCGCCGCCUGCAGCGCCCACAUCGUCGCUUGCAGCAUCCCCGCCUGCGGCAGCUUCAUCCCCGCCACUUGUGGCAGCGGCAGCUUCGGCUGCGCCGUCGCCUGGUCCAGCUUCAGCUGCGCCGUCGCCUGUUCCGGCUUCAGCGCCACCUGCAGCAGCCUCCUCGUCAGCUUCGGCGUCGCCUGCAGCGCCACCAUCUCCGGCUCCCACGCCGUCGCCUGCGGCGCCACUUUCGCCCGGUCCGGCCUCCGAGUCUUCGCCUUCACCCGGUCCGGCCUCUGAGUCUUCGCCUUCGCCCGGUCUGGCUUCGGCUACAGCUUCGCUUGGUCCUGCCUCGGCCACGCCGACGUCCGGACCACAUCCUGCGCCUCUACAGCGCCGGCCUCCUUCCAGGCCUCUGAUUGCACGUCCUGCUCGCCCUGUCCGGCCUGCACGUCCUGCUCGCCCUGUCCGGCCUGCACGUCCUGCUCGCCCUGUCCGGCCUGCACGUCCUGCUCGCCCUGUCCGGCCUGCUCGCCCUGUCCGGCCUGCUCGUCCUGCUCGUCCUGUCCGGCCUGCUCGUCCUGUCCGGCCGCUUUCCGGGCCGAUGACUGGACGUCCUCGCCGUCGUGGCCGGCCUCCUGACCUGCUCCGUCGCCGCCGGUGCCUCCCGCCCGGCCGGCCUCCUGACCUUUUUUCUGGACUCUUGGGCCGUCGACCUCCGGGCUGGCCCCCUGAACCUUUUCGAGGCUGUUGCCUGGGCCUCUGCGCCUUUCGUGGGCCCUCUUGUUUGUUUUCUUUUGGACGUUUCCUGGGCCUCAGUGCUGUUGUUUUGUUCUGUUUUGGACUUUGUUCCCUGGGUUUUGGUUUCUGGCUCCUUGUGUUUCCGUCCGGUUCCCCCGCCGCCCGCCCUGGUUGGGUUGUUUUUUGUUUUGGUUUGGGCUGUCUGGGAGCCAGCCCUUUAGGGGGGGUACUGUUAGGAUGCCUGGGUCGUUGACCCAGGGCUUUUGAGUUUAUUAUAUUAUUUAUCAUUUCUAGUCUUUGGUUUCUUUCUUAGAGUUCCGUCUUAUGGUUUAUGUCUGUGUUCUAUAGUUGUUGUCUCCCCUGUCGGCUGUAGCCCCUUGUUAAGUUCGCGUCUCUGUUAUGUUUCCUGUUUUACUUUGAAAGUCCAUGUUUCAUGUUAGUGUAUCUGGUUUUGCUUUCCUUGUCUCGUUAGUCCUGAUUUGCCCCAGCUGUGUUUCCCUCCUGUUGCCCAUUCCCUGAUUGCUCCCUCUAUGUAUUUAAGCCCUGUGUUUCAGUUUGUCAUUGUCGCGAUCUACCGUUCAUUAUGCUGUGUGUUCCGUCUGCCUGUUUCAUGUAAGUUUAUUUUGUAUUUUCGGGGUUUUUGUUACUUUUUGCCAUCCAGCAUUAAAGCUGAAUUUUUUUUUAAAUACACU